Molecule: messenger RNA, 931 nt
Organism: Aspergillus glaucus CBS 516.65
Lineage: Eukaryota; Fungi; Ascomycota; Eurotiomycetes; Eurotiales; Aspergillaceae
Exons: 2
Coding region: 129-830 (233 amino acids)
Biological process (GO): protein phosphorylation
Molecular function (GO): protein kinase activity; ATP binding
Source: RefSeq, a predicted model, not a curated record
UCAAUUUUUGAAGAAGCCUGGAACCCAUUUGGACCAUUUCAUAUAUCUUGUCUCUUUCUUGUUCUUCUUUCACUCUCUGAAGUGCAAAUUUCCCUAACGUGAAGGGCGCUUAGCUGCCACUUGAGGUGAUGGGGGAAAGUUCCAAAUGUCAAACAGUUUUGCCAGAAUCAUUGUGGGCUGAUGAUCCUGUUCAACAAAAGCGCAGUGGUAAAUUUCUUACUGGGCGAGAUAAUGCAACAAGGUCCCAGACACUCAUUGACCGCUCAUAUCGUUUUGGAAUUCCGAUAAAAGCGCACAGAAACGCCCCCCCUCUUUCAACUGUGAAGGAAGAACAACCAAAGGACAAUUACCAUAAGUCAUAUGAUGUUGAUCAAGCAGGCUAUGGGAUGAUUGCUCUAAAAGAUGUUGAAGGAUUUCCUACUUUCCUGAUAAAGAAACACCAAAUACCCAAGUCAUGGACUUUCCAGGAAGCUUCACACAAAAAUUUAGUGCCAUUGACAGAAUUCUACACAGAAUCCAGCUCGAUCUGUUUAGUCUAUGAGUACAUGCAUCUGGCUAUUCCACUAGGCGGCUUGGCGGGGGUCGUGGAUUUCAGUGAGGCGGAUAUAGCCACUAUUUGCAGAGAGAUUCUCGAUGGUCUUGUUUAUAUUCAUUCCAAGCUUGGCAUAUCACACGGCUCGGUUGAUUGCAGCAAUGUCCUCCUAAACAGGAAAGGAGAGAUACAAUUGGCAAACAUUGGACUUUGGAGACAGUAUGUUAAGCAGCAACAUACUGAGCAACUGGAAGGCAGAUGUAGCAGCUGUUGGUUUCAUUGUGAUCUGUCUCAGUGACAAAACUGCCUUGAUUUCAGGAGUCGCUCCUUUGAAAAUUGCGCUAUCAAGUCCAGCUCAUGGGUUUAUAGAAAAGUCAAAAAUAGAGUCAGCUAAAGAAC